AUGGAUCAGAAACGAGCCAUGCUUUAUCCGCAAGUGGAUUUCAACACCCCGACGGCCCCCUCGCCGACGCCAACGAGGGAGUUGGGCAAUCCCAUCGCCAACGGCCUGCCCAUUGAGGCUCCCCCAUCGUACGAUGUGGCGGUGUCUGUUCCGGUGGUUCCAGCGGUUUCCGCACCAGCAAUUGCCCCACCACGACCACCGCCAGUGGUUGUCGUGGAGCAGCCAGCCCCACAACCACCAACAGUGGUUCCAACAGAUACUCUACACUUGGGUCCAAAUCGAAGUAGGGUUCUCUGCCCCGCCUGUGGAGCCAACAAAACCACGAGGAUGACACACACGGCUAACUCCAGGACCCAUAUGGUGGCAGGUCUCCUCUGUUUGGUCGGAUUCUGCUGCUGUGCCUGUUUUGUUCCCUAUUGCAUGAACAGUUGCCGCACUGGAAACCACUAUUGUCGCAAGUGUAACACCUUCCUGGGAGCCUACAAUCCAAAGGGGAUGAACCGAUGAUAAGACUGCCAAGAUAAAAAGUGAUCUGGGGGCUAGACAGAUAGAACAGAUACAAGUUAUAAGCAAAUACAAAGCCGCUGAUGUUUGCCAGCGGCUAAAUUAAGGUUGUAUAUACAUAGGCCAUUGGCUAGAGCGCAAAGCGUCAUAAAGAAUCAUCAUUGGUCACUUAAGCAUAUGUGAGAUAGCUUAAAAAAAUUUGAUUUUUCCCAAAUUUUGCUUUACCCAUAAGCACUAGAGUAAACAUAAGCAAAACCGCUUACCUUCCCAUUGUUGCUGAAGCAGUUGGCCUUUGGCUUGCUAAAAAAAUAAAAGCGUGGGCGGAAGCUUCGUAAUAAAAUGCAAACAAAAAGCAA
Drosophila sechellia is the source of this 860-nucleotide messenger RNA. Its product is annotated as lipopolysaccharide-induced tumor necrosis factor-alpha factor homolog. The record is from RefSeq and is a predicted model, not a curated record. The coding region runs from base 1 to 507 and encodes 168 amino acids. The transcript is spliced from 3 exons. Gene Ontology annotation, molecular function: zinc ion binding. Lineage: Eukaryota; Metazoa; Arthropoda; Insecta; Diptera; Drosophilidae.